CGCCAUGAUUGUUUUUAGACUAAAGUAGUCCGUCCGUUGUGCAGUAAGUUUGUUUACUGGACGGCCUGAAGACGAAGUUUGCUUUUAUACGUGUUAUUUUUUUUGGAAGAGAGCAAGAUAUCUGAACAUGGAGUCUCGAUUUGCUCACCUGCGACAGCGGGACACAAGUGUGUCGAUGCUGAGGGUAAAAAUGUCACGAAGGAGGUCUCAGUCCCAGAAGGAGAACCGAGAUCGGGCCAUGAACACACGCAGGCAGCUAGACAAGCUCCCGGAGCUGGAAAUGUCUUCCCUGGAUGCCUCCAUUGCGAUGGCCAACAUGUCAACCAUUCACGAGAAGACGAUGAACAAUACAAAACUUGCUAAAAAUGUGGCUGUUGAAGAGAGGCUGAAACAGCUUGAGCGCUGGAAAGAGCGUAAGGCUCUUGAGAAGGAGAAGGAUAAGAGAGAAAAGGAGCGUAAAGGGGUUUUUAAGACUGGCGUGUAUCAUCCAAAGGACACCCUUAUUGUUGUCUCUCUGCCUGCAGUCCCAGCUGCCUCAACCAGAGCUAAGGAGACAAAACUGAACGCUGCUCCAUCCCAGAGUACCAGAGUCACUCGUUCGAUGAAACAACCGCAGCAAGUGCAGAAGCCUCUGAAGAUGCAGGAUCCAAACACUGCGGCCACAAAAGCUCAACCUCCUGUGGAAAGAUCAACCAGGAGCCGAGUAGCUCCCGUCAAGCCUGAACCAGCUAAGACCAAGACCAAAGUUUGUACAGUGGAGCCUGUCGUACGGGCUUUGUCAACCAGAUCAGCCAACAGGCCUCCUGUUACAGAAGCUGCUACAGUGAAAGACAAACCUAAGGACAAAUCUGCAGAUGUAAGAACCACAAGGAGCAGAGCAUUUGUCAACACUGUGGCCCCCCCUUCUGAUGGAGAAAGGAACUGUAAAGAAACUGUCAUCGUCCAGCCUGCUGUGCCUAAGGAGCCUGAGCUGAAGGAGCCGGAGGAAAGACCUCAUCUCCCCAGCCCGACACCCUGUUCUGAGGAGGAAGACAUGGUGGUGGACCAAGCUCCGGCUGACCCAAUCCCUGCUGUGGAUCCUGUGAAAGCACCAUCUUCUUUUGCUCCCAAGGAUUUCAUCUUCCAGGCUCCCACUGGCUUGUCAUCCUUCAAGUUCGAGCCUCUCACUCCUCGCUCAGCAGACGCCUUCCUUACACCAAGCCCCAGCUUCAGCCUUCCACCAGCUCCUGUGUUCAACAUUGAGCCCCAGGCUGAGCCAAGCAAACAAUCUCCCCCUAAAUCUCCGCGUCGUACAUCUCCCACAGUGGCCCCUCUGACAGGCAGUCCCCUGGAAUCAAAGCAUGAUGUACCAUACUUCAGAUCAGAAAUUGCGAAUGAGACAGACAAACUGACGACUCUGUGUGUCCACUGGGAGCCUAAAGUGGAAGAUGACUCCAUCCCAGAAGAGAUGAGAGACCGCAUGCGCACAGCAGUCGGACAAGCGAGGCUGUUGAUAAAAGAGCGCUUUAACCAGUUCAGUGGUCUGGUGGACGACUGCGAGCUGGGCCGAGGGGAGAAGAUCACCACCUGCACUGACCUGCAGGGAUUCUGGGACAUGGUUUAUUACCAGGUCGAGGAUGUCCUCAGGAAGUUUAACGCUCUCAAGGAAGCAGAGAGCCGAGGCUGGGUAGAGGAGCACAAGCCUGCACCGCGCCAGAAGAAACUGGUGAAGAAACCAACAGCUGCACCCGCUAAGCCCACAGGAACCAAAGCAGCAGCAAAGUCUCGCCUGGCUGCCGUGAAAGCAGCAAUGAAAGCCAGACAGCAGGCGGCUGAGGCCGAAAAAGCAGCACAGGGUGCUGGUAACGAUGAGGACGAACCCAGCCCGCACUCUCAGGAACCACAACCCCAAGCAGAGCCUCAACCGACCGAGUCUGUGGUCUUUGAUGGAGGUUUCUUCCAGGUGGAGAGCCCAGCCAAACUAUCAGGUGCAGUGAGGAGAUCCAGCCGUCUCAGCGCCGCCGUGCUGCCUCAGGCCUCUCCCUGCGCCAACUACCUCUCACCCAGAAGAGUCACUCGACGAUCCCUUGCGCUGGCACAGACCCCCGUUCACGCCACUGCCUCUCCUGCCCAACUCCGUCUUACCCUCAGCCAAACCCCAGCGCAAGCACCAAAGUCUCUGCGUGGAACUCCUCAGUCAUCCCAGGCCAGCACGGACACUGUGAAUGUCUCUCUUUGUUUCUCACCUGUCAAGGAAGUGCUUUCAGAGGAUUCCCAGGUUGAGGGAAGCCCUGCACGCCAGUCAGAAACAGUCGCCACACAAGAAAACACUGCUCCUGAAUUGAGGACAGCCACACCUGUACAUUCACUUCCAUCCAUUUCUGUAGUCGAGGAGCAAGACGAACCAGCAGUCGAUGACCUACCUCUGUCUCCAAGACUUUCCCUCUCUCCCUGCAAAACACCUCUUCCUGUCUCCCAGGUCCCUGAGCCCUCAUCAUGUCUGAGUUUCACACUGUCACCCUGUGUGACUCCCAGCCGGCCUCCCAUCUCCUGUCCUUCCGCUGUGCAGGGCCCUCUGGAACCCCAAGAGUCUGUGUGUAACACACCAGACAGCUCGGUUGUUGAGGAAAUUCCUGGAUUGGACUUUGAGCGCUACCUCCAGCCGUCACAGAGAUGCAGCCUGUCACCGAGGGAGACUGUUGCCGUAGAGACACUCUCACCCAUGGCAGUGGAUGUAGAAAUGGAGAGUCCCAUAGGUCAAUCUGAGGACCUGCUUACUCGGCAAGAAGCAGUCACACCACUGCCAGCGGUGUCUUCAAUGUUAGCUCUUCGGUCACCACAGGCCCAGGCAGCAGAGUCCGCUCUCCUUCUCUUCACCCCGGACCUGAAGGACCGGAUACGCCAGUCUGUCUGCCCGAGUGACCUUAUGGUCUUCACACCACCUCUCUAAUGUGUAGAUUUUAGAUGAAGAGAUUUUCUUUUUAAAUGUUCAAUUUUUACUUCUUUACUACUUUUGUUACUUUCAUUGAAAGAAAAAAAAAUGAGUGAUUCUGACUUUUUUUAGAUAAAAUGAGAAAUAGUUUUGUGUUACAACACAGUCUAAUUAAAGUUCUACUUACAACAAGGAAA
Messenger RNA from Morone saxatilis (striped sea-bass), 3108 nucleotides. It is a transcript of the gene dlgap5, whose product is annotated as discs, large (Drosophila) homolog-associated protein 5. Gene Ontology annotation, cellular component: spindle pole centrosome; nucleus; cytoplasm. NCBI's taxonomy places the organism in Eukaryota, Metazoa, Chordata, Actinopteri, Moronidae. The transcript is spliced from 19 exons. The record is from RefSeq and is a predicted model, not a curated record. Gene Ontology annotation, biological process: regulation of mitotic cell cycle; chromosome segregation; signaling. The coding region runs from base 128 to 2929 and encodes 933 amino acids. Gene Ontology annotation, molecular function: microtubule binding.